This is a messenger RNA of Lotus japonicus, 1201 nucleotides long. RefSeq lists its product as uncharacterized. The record is from RefSeq and is a predicted model, not a curated record. NCBI's taxonomy places the organism in Eukaryota, Viridiplantae, Streptophyta, Magnoliopsida, Fabales, Fabaceae. The transcript has 4 exons. The coding region runs from base 124 to 852 and encodes 242 amino acids.
UCAGCAAACUAGUAUUUCACCCGUAAAUGCACGGUAUAAUACUUAGUUAGCUGAGAAAUAAUAUAGAUCAUCGUAUUCAUAGUUGUUGUCUGCAACUGCAAGUAAAAGAGAAGAGAGAGUAGAAUGAAGGUAGCUCCCACCGUAGUGUUUCUGUUCAGAGACACACAAGGCGGCUUCGUCUCUGCCAUCUCUGAAGCUCUCCACCCUAACCCUUCUUCCUCCUUCACCCGCCUUGAGGACUCCUUUGAGCUCUCCUUGGAGGGUUAUGGAAUCAAGGACCUCAAAGCUUCUGGGAACGUUAUUCACCAUGUUGAUAAUCAUGGCAUUUACCAGGUGUCGGUUGUGGUUAUGCAGCAUUAUGAACCACCGGUACUAGCAUGUGCUCUUAAUGAGGUCCUUAAUGAAAUUGCUGGUGAUAAGUCAUCCUCGGUGCCUUCACUUUUGGUACCAUUUUUGGUGGAAUCAUCCAAGGUUAAAGGGCAAAGUAAAUCCCUAAGAUCAGAUGAAGGAAAACCUUUAAUUUUGGGGAUACAGGUUGGUCAAAGUACAGACGUAAUGCAGGCUUUACUCAAAAAAACGCAAGAGAUACCAUCUUCAUUGCAGAUUCAGCAUGAAACUCUUACAUUUCUUCUUCACUUUGUUCGUGUAAUGAAGUUGCCAACCUUUUUUCUAAUUGGACAAACUAGUCAACAUUUGGACAAUAAAUCUACCAAGCAGCGAGAGAUAAUUCAUGAAAUAGGUGAGGUUUUGGCUAGCAGCACAGGUCUACAGUUUUCAGAAGACAGAGUGAUAUGGAAUCCAGAAAAGACAUCAAGGGAGACAAAGGAACCAUGGCGCGCUUUAUAUGGUUGAAUCAUGGGUUAUUUACAUGCAAACAUGGAACCAGUGUUUUCAAGGGUCUGGUUCUCAGAACCAUCGAUCUUUCUGUGUUAACUGUUUCCUUAAAAACAGUUUCAUGUUAUUUUCCUUAUCUUUUUGGUACAUCCCCGAAGUAUUUUAGUCUCUGUUGUAAUGUCAGUGGGCUGAAUGUGCCAUAGCAUGUAACUGCAUGUUUGUGUACAUGUGGGUUUCAUUUUGUUCAUCAAUGACAUUUUAUAGUCGCCGUGUUGCUUUGAUGCCACAGAUUUUUAAAACUGUUUCUGUAAUAGAAGAAGCAUUUUAGUAAUGUGACUAAUGAGGACCGCAGAUUUUGUAGUGUUUA